This is a messenger RNA of Tarenaya hassleriana, 585 nucleotides long. RefSeq names its product ubiquitin-like protein 5. The transcript has 2 exons. Lineage: Eukaryota; Viridiplantae; Streptophyta; Magnoliopsida; Brassicales; Cleomaceae. The coding region runs from base 94 to 315 and encodes 73 amino acids. The record is from RefSeq and is a predicted model, not a curated record. Gene Ontology annotation, biological process: protein modification process; mRNA splicing, via spliceosome. Gene Ontology annotation, molecular function: protein binding; protein tag activity. Gene Ontology annotation, cellular component: nucleus; cytoplasm.
GAGAAUUUAGGGUUUUUUUCUUUCCAUCGUCCGAAUUCGGAAUCACCAAAGCAAACGAGAGCAGAGAAUCAGAGCCGAACCGAUAGGAAGAAGAUGAUCGAAGUUGUGUUGAACGAUCGACUGGGGAAGAAGGUGCGAGUGAAGUGCAACGAGGAUGAUACGAUCGGUGACCUGAAGAAGCUGGUGGCGGCGCAGACCGGAACUCGAGCCGACAAGAUCAGGAUUCAGAAGUGGUACAACAUCUACAAGGAUCACAUCACUCUCAAGGACUACGAGAUCCACGAUGGCAUGGGUCUUGAGCUCUACUACAACUAAAAGCUUCGCAUCUCUUCGUCGUCUAUCUAAUGUUAAAUAACGAACCAGAGCCAUGAGAGGGGCGGUUGCUACAAGAGGAAGAGGUAAUGCUGCAUUUAUCCGUUUUCUGUAUAAUGAAAUAUACUCACUGAAGAUGAUUGUGAAUAAUCAACUGGACAUGUUUGAUUCCCGUUGUUAAUCACAUGUUUCUCUCUCGCUCGCAAUCGCAUCCAUAUUGCGGUCAUGAGUGGUUUGUCGUUAGAUGAUGUGAAAUAGCAAAAUCGUUCGUUA